UCCAUAUUUGUUCAGCCUCCUUGAUUCAAAUACCAGGAACAACUCAGCCGGCACAAAGCGAAGCUUUGGGGGGCGAAAAACUCACACCCCCAUCGGCGUGCGCACACACACACGCACGUGAAAGCCUCAAGUCCGGCGGCAUGGGAAAGGAGGACAAGAAAGCCCAGCGCAGCACGUCCCCGAAUAACCAGAGCCAGACAGGGAAGGCRCCCGGAGGGGAGAAGGGCACCGACUCAACGCAGGAGCCUGCGAUGAAGAAGAAGAAGAAGCAGAGGAAAGCCAAGGGGGAUCCCAAAACUGGCCAGGAGGAGGAAUCCCACACUUGUUGUGGCUGCCGUUUCCCRCUGCUCCUCACUUUGUUGCAGCUGGCGUUAGGCACCUCUGUAACAGUGCUGGGCUUCCUUAUGGCAGGCAUCAGUUCCUCUCUGCUAGUCAGAGACACUCCAUAUUGGGCUGGGAUAAUUGUCUGCGUGGUGUCCUUGGUGGGAUUUGUUAUGCUUUGUAUUUCGUACCAACCCGAUGAGAAAACGUGUUUGCAGUUCACAGUGAAGCUGCUCUAUUUUGUCCUGAGCGCCCUGGCUCUGGUGGCCUGUGUUUUGGCAGUGGCUUUUGCCGCACACCAUUACCUGCAGCUGACAAAGUUCACCUGYGACAGCACCCCGGAGUUCUGCCAGUGCAAACUGGACACCGCCGACCCCCUGGGCCGGACCUUCGUGUACCAGGACGCGGCCGACUGCGGCAGCCUGAGCAGCACGCUCAGCCUGUACCUGCCCCUGCAGAUGGCUCUCAACCUGGUGGCGGCCCUUGUGUGUCUUGUGACGUGCUUUGUGGUGUGGAAGCACCGCUACCAGGUUUUCUACGUGGGCGUUCGCUUCCAGCCUCUCACUGCCGCCGAGGGCCACGGGCAGCAAGUGUAGGGCUGGGCUGGCAGGGGGCUGUGGCCAGGGAAUGGGAACCGCAGGCACUGCGGAGGGAUGGGUGCUUGGAAGGGCUCUGACGAGGGGAAAACGCUCACAUGGCUUUAAUGAAUAUAUUUUUCAAUCAUUUUAAGAGCAUUUCUUACGGCUGCUCUUGGAGAAAGGCCUCUUGUGAGAUUAGCGAGAGGUCACAGAGUCCUAAAGAUGCAGCUGUACAAAUGCUCACCAAAGAGGAUCUUUAACAGCCACAGAUAAAAUCAUUGGGAACUCGUCUGCAGGGCUACAGCCAUUACAAAAUAGKGGCCAUUUCCCUCCUGCCUUCAGAGAAGCUAUGCCAAUUUCUACCAGAUAAAGAUCCAAAAUGCUUAAUUAUAACUAUGGGAACAUGCUUCGGGAAUAUAUCAUAUCUUGGUGCUCUGGGUGUAAUCCACACUAACCUGAUGGGAAUUUAACAUUCAGAAAUGUAAUAGGGGAGGUCAAGACUUCUUCAGAUGCAGGUUGAGACCAACAGCAAAAUGAAUUUAUUGACAGCUGCCAUAUAAAAUAAAUACACGCUUUUCAGAGUGACUAAUGAUACAGGUUGUCUAACCUAAUUACUAAUAAACAACAAUAUGAGUGAGUUCACUGAUGGUUGUUUGGUGGGCCCUACUUGAGACCCCAGGCAGAUUUCUGAAGUUUGGGAGAAAAGAUCAGUUUAAGGAACCAUGAGCUGCACUCCUAAAGUGGAAAGACCCUAAAUCACUAGUCAUGUUGAAAACGAUGUCCAUAUUGCUCACAAACCUGGAUUUUAGCCAGUUCCACCAAUUAUACUCCAAGCACAAAAGGCCAAAUGCAUUUUUGGUGUAACUCCUCUGAAGACAAUCAGCCUUACACACYAGCAGUGGAGUUGGGCCAACAGCCCUGAAAGAUAUAUCCCUGCAACAAUGAAUGYUUUUAAAAUGGGGUGGAGGGAGGGAAGCAAGAAGAGACUGCCAGUCUCCCAAAGACACCUUUGAGAAUGACGAGGGCAACAGAAUGAUGUUUUCUUAAUUAUUCAAACAGUGCUUUUUCACCCUGAAAGUACAGCUCUAGAAGUACUUUAUAUCUUAUUAGCCUUAUCCAAUACAACUACGUUGGUUUGUCUCUUGAACUGCCAUUUCCACUUGUACAGCAUGGACAUCUAAAUUUAGGAGCCAUUCUGAAUUGGUAGCACUUUGGAUGGCCUCCUGAUCCGUAUCUGUGCAAGAGCAAGGCAGCUGGUGCUCACACCCUGCCAUGGCGAGGGAUUUCCCGAUCCCAGACAGAACAAGGAUGUCUCUGAGGYGGGGUGGAGCAAUCACAUGCCAGAAAAAUUGUGCCAUAAUCAUUAGCUAGGAGGAAGCAAAUGAAAUUUAUGUAAGGCUUCAAAGAAACAAAAACAACUUUCUGCAGCAAAAAUAGCUAUCAGGAGGUCAAAAACCCAGCCCGGCAAAACCCAGUUGUCUAACGAGCUCUAAUCCUUCMAAAAAACUGUCUUCCAUAUGGUAAUCAUAUACCUUCCAGGGAUUAGGCCACCAAACCUCCAGGGUCAGAAGAUCAGAGCAUCAUGAAGUGUCCUGUGGCCCCCUAGAACACUGCUGGGUGCAUGGGCUGCAGUUUUAGUCAUGGAAAGUGCCUCUGGAGCAGACAUAGCAUCACCAAGGUGCUCUCUGCCAAGCCACAGAACGAGGAGCUGCAGAGGAUGAGGGGGUUUGAGAUCUGCUUCCAAAUAAAAGCAACAAGCACUAGUAAGCCUGGCCGCAGGGCACGUUUGCAAGGGUGCCCGUGUCWCCACCCAUGCAAAGAGCUCAGCCUGCCUCCCAGGCACUGCUGGGGCAAGCUGAGACAGGAGAGGAGCGGGCGGGAGGGCUGGUGAUGGCAGACUCAUCUGCCGGCAUCCUCGGGGCCAUCCGUGCAGAACCCAGCCCAUCUCCCACGGCUCUGGCGAAAUCUGCUGCCAGCAGCACUCACAGACCUGUGCCCGGGCCAUCCUCCCUGGAGGAUGGGUACACGGGGAUGUCUCUCAUCUGGAGGUACUCACUCUGUCCCCCAUCCCGCACASAGCUCCAGCCGUGCUCUCUGGGCAAGCUCAGGGCAGAGGAUGUACCUUCCUCCUACCUACACGGCCCUCAGCGCACCUGUCCCUCCCUCCAGCUGAAAACGUGGGGUCCUCUCUCCACAAAGGAGAUAACAAGAAGCAGGAAAGGAUCAGAGGGAGUGUGAGUGACAGCUGAGCUUUGGGUGGCUGGUGAACACCGAUGGCAGAGCAAGAGGAAGGCUCUGCUGGCAGAGCAGGGCGUGCUUCCCCCCGAAUGUCAGGGGACAGUUUGGUGGCUGGCAGCAGCACUGAGCCGCUGCGACACGGCUGGCCAGCCCCGGCCGGCGGCAUUUCCACCAGAGCCGCCCUUUGUCUCCCUAAUCCCCUGACCUCCGCCUCACCCACAUGUUGUCACUCGCUGUCGCCCGUCGCCUCCCAGGUGCUGGGCUCUCGGAGCUGUCCCAUGGGGCUGGGCUGGCCGUGCCCGGCUUUGCCGGCUCAGCCCGGGCUGAGAUUUGCCGGGGCUGCUCUGGAGCACGGCAGACGCAGCGGGGAUGAUCACAGAGCUGCUGUAAAUGCUUUCGGCGUGUCGGCAGGGAGGAGAAGGGAGGUCUGGAUAACAAGCUGUGCACCUCCAUAUCAGCACACCCUCCGCUUCCAGCCGCCGCCGAGCUCGGGUCGCUAAUCAGCACGAUGCAGCUUAACCCUCUGCUCCGGAAGAAAGCAAUAUUCAUCAUGUAUUCUAUUGGUGGUUCAUAUGCUUAAUGAAUAAAUACGGGGCAUUUUGAUCUAGCAAAGAUUAACUUCUUUAUUUCCUUUUCAUGUAUCUCAAGAGCAUAAAAUUGAAACAGGAGAGAUGGA
This is a messenger RNA of Malurus melanocephalus (red-backed fairy wren), 3813 nucleotides long. It is a transcript of the gene SSPN, whose product is annotated as sarcospan. The record is from RefSeq and is a predicted model, not a curated record. The transcript is spliced from 3 exons. Bases 141 to 917 code for a protein of 258 amino acids. NCBI's taxonomy places the organism in Eukaryota, Metazoa, Chordata, Aves, Passeriformes, Maluridae. Gene Ontology annotation, cellular component: dystrophin-associated glycoprotein complex; sarcolemma.